AUGGAGGUGCCGGGCGGCUGUCACGGCCGCUGCCUCGCCGUGGUGCUGCUCCUGGCUUCGUGCAUCGGUUGUGCGGCCACGCCGCGCAGGAACAUCCCCCGCCGGCAAGCAGAUAGGCUGGGGCCUCCUCUGGAUAUUCUGCUGGAUUCACUGAACUGCACGGCGUUCAGCGUGCAAUGGAAGAUGCCAAAGCAGCACACGAGCACCGUCACAGGGUACACGGUCUUUUACUCAGAAGUUGAAGGUGACAAAGCAGUUAAACAGCUCUCACACGAUGUUCCCCUGAGUCUGGGUAUGAUUAGCAUGGGUCAACUUGAAGGACAAGCAAUUUUUGAUGUUGUUAUUGGUGACCUGAAGCCGGGCACUGCGCACCGCGUUAGCGUUGGAGCGUACAGCUGGGCAGGGAAAGGACGGCCCAGCAUGCCCAGGGAGGUGACAACUUUACCCCAAGAUAAGUGCAUGCCUCCUGGGCCACCCUAUCAGCCCCAGAUCGUGGUGGUUUCUGAUUCAGAAGUUGCGUUGUCCUGGAAGCCUGGAGUGAGUGAAGGAAGUUCUCCCAUCCAGUACUACAUGGUGGAGUUUAUCAGGCCAGACCUUGACAGCAACUGGACGGUAAUAAGAGAGCAGAUCCAGAUGGAGUCCAUGGUUCUCAAAGGACUUCUCCCAAACACCAAGUAUCAGUUUGCCAUCCGAGCAGCAAACUCCUUUGGAUCCAGCGCCGCCAGUGCGCCAAGCGACGUCAUCCGCACAUUCAGCUCUGAGGAGUUGGGAAGUGGAAGCUUUGGGCAUCGGUACAUCACAGACACAGUGACUGGUGAUGGUGAUGGAUUUGAUAUCGAUGAUUCAGACUAUGACAUUUAUAUAGAAGAGCUCAGACCACUUCCUGCUAUUAAAGGGGGCAACAGAAAAUUUCUGGUCGAAACUAAAGUCACUCCAGGGUCUAGUUCCAGGCUCCUGUCACGGGUCCUGACAACCACUUCCGAGCCCACUGCUGUCCCUGCUGCCAGCCCGGGGCCCUCAGUGUCCCCGCCGGUGCCGCGGCUCUCCGAGCUCUCCUGCGACGAGGCCGUGUGCUCCGCCGACAGCUUCUGCAUCAACGACUACGACCGCGGCGGCUCCCGCUGCCACUGCAACCUGGGCAAAGCAGGGGAGGCCUGCCAGGAAGAUAUUAAUAUCCAGUAUCCCCAGUUCUUUGGCUACUCAUAUAUCACCUUUGAACCACUGAAAAAGUCCUAUCAGACAUUUCAAAUUACUCUUGAAUUCAGGGCUGAAUCCGAGGAUGGUUUGCUGCUGUACUGUGGAGAAAAUGAACAUGGUCGUGGUGAUUUUAUGUCACUGGCAAUCAUCCGACGUAGCCUCCAGUUCAGGUUCAACUGUGGCACAGGAGUUGGAGUCAUAACGAGUGAAAACAAAAUCAAGCUGGGGAACUGGCACAGUGUCACAUUGUUCAGAGAUGGAGUGAAUGGCUGGCUCAGGAUGGACAACAAUGCUCCAGUGACAGGAAAAUCUCAGGGCCAGUACAGCAAGAUCACGUUCCAGACUCCCUUCUACGUUGGCGGUGCUCCCAGCGUGUACUGGCUGGUCAGGGCCGCCGGCACCAACCGCGGCUUCCAGGGCUGCGUCCAGGCCCUCAGCAUCAAUGGGAAGACAAUUGACAUGAGACCCUGGCCAUUAGGGAAAGCUCUCAGUGGUGCUGACGUUGGUGAGUGUAGCAGUGGCAUCUGUGAUGAGGCAGCCUGCAUCAACAGUGGCACCUGCACUGCAAGCAAAGCAGACUCUUACAUUUGCCUUUGUCCUCUUGGAUUUAAGGGUCAUCAUUGUGAGGAAGCACUCACCUUGGCCGUACCUCAGUUCAACGAAUCCUUGAGAUCAUUUGCUAGCACACCCUGGCCCUUGGAACCACAGAAUUACCUUUCCUUCAUGGAGUUUGAGCUGACAUUUCGUCCAGAUUUAGAGACUGGUGUCCUUUUGUACAGCUACGACACAGACAGCAAGGACUUCCUCUCCAUCACCCUGGUGGCUGGCUACGUGGAGUUCAGGUUUGACUGCGGCUCAGGAACAGCUGUUAUCAGGAGUGAGGAGCCUGUCAGCCUGGGCCAGUGGCACGAGCUGCGAGUGUCUCGCACGGCCAAGAAUGGGAUCCUGCAGGUGGACACGCAGAGGCCAGUGGAAGGGAUGGCAGAGGGGGCUUUUACACAGAUUAAAUGCAGCUCUGAAAUAUUCAUUGGUGGAGUCCCUAAUUAUGAUGAUGUGAAGAAGAACUCUGGGAUACUCAGACCCUUCAGUGGGAGCAUCCAGAAGAUUAUCUUGAAUGACCGGACAAUUGAUGUGAAACAGGAUUUCAGUUUUGGAAUCAACCUGAUAAAUGCUGCCCACCCCUGUGUGACCUCACCGUGUGCCAAUGGAGGCACCUGUGUUCCCAAGAAGGACAGCUACGAGUGUGACUGUCCCCUAGGCUUUGAUGGGCAGCACUGCCAAAAAGAGUGUGGAAGUUACUGCCUGAACACCAUUACAGAAGCAAUUGAAAUCCCACAAUUUAUUGGUCGCAGUUACCUCACAUAUGAUAAUCCAGAUAUCCUGAAAAGGGUAUCAGGAACAAGAACGAACGUGUUCAUGAGGUUUAAAACCACAAUGAAGGAAGGCCUUUUGAUGUGGAGGGGAAACAGUCCCAUGCGACCCAACAGUGAUUUCAUCUCUCUAGGCCUUCAGGAAGGAGCAUUAAUAUUCAGCUACAAUUUGGGCAGCGGCAUUGCCUCCAUCACAGUGAACGGCUCUUUCAGCGACGGCCGGUGGCACAGAGUCAAAGCUGUUCGGGAUGGACAGUCUGGCAAAGUAACCGUGGACGAUUAUGGUGCCAGGACCGGUAAAUCCCCUGGGAAGAUGAGGCAGUUAAAUAUCAAUGGAGAUCUCUACAUAGGGGGCAUGAGGGAAAUCGCCCUGCACACGAACCGGCAGUACCUGCGCGGGCUGGUGGGCUGCAUCUCCCACCUCACGCUCUCCACUGACUACCACAUCUCGCUGGUGGAGGAUGCUGCCAACGGGAAGAACAUCAACACGUGUGGGACCAAGUGACAAGAGCGGGACCCCGGUGCUGAGGACCCGUCGUGUGCGUGCGUGUGUGGCUGAGCGGGAGCCGGCUGACACCGACCCCUGCAGCCAGACCAUGCUGCCCGUCUGGGAAGGUGACAAAGCCAAAGGGAAACCCAAAAGCAAGGAAAAAAAAGAACAUUAUUCCCCUCUCAUUCCCUCUCCUUUCCUGUCCAAAUGAAACCAAGCAUUUUGUGUAUGAACCGUGCCCUCUACCCCUUAAGUGUUUAGUGAGUGCUAAGGGUUGUGCAUUAGUGCAAACGGCAAAGUGUGAUGUUACGAGUAGCUCAGUGACUGUGUUUUGUGGUCCUUAGGUUAUCUUUUGUAGUAUCAGAGGAAGCAACCUUGAAACACCUGCAAUCAUCCCACCCUGCAGUGAUACAGUGACUGUGCUGUUCAACAAAUGCACCAUCGGGCAGCAUACUCCUGCAUUCACAUGUGGGUUCUGGAACAAGCUGUUCUCCCUACCACUCUCUGAUUUAGCUAAAUUAUGUUUCAUCCUGUGUAGCAGGAUAACAGUUACAAUGACUGGUUUCAAAACAUUGUUGUUUGUUGAGGAGGAAAGUUCUUACAAGUCUACUUUUUUAUUACAAGCAACAAAAAAAAUGAACCAAUUUUGUAGAAGUAAUUUUAUACUUGUCUAUUUUUUAUAGCACCAGCAGCAGACCUGCUUACAUGGCAUCACUUUUAACAUCUACAUGUACUAUACAAUUAGCUCUUUGCACACUUUCCUAAAAAUAGAAAAGUGACCUGUGGCUUAAUGUCUGUAUUAUACAGUUUUAAUGGGGAUAUUUGUGAGUUAUGACCAGUUUUACA
Melozone crissalis (California towhee) is the source of this 3903-nucleotide messenger RNA. RefSeq names its product EGF like, fibronectin type III and laminin G domains (gene EGFLAM). The record is from RefSeq and is a predicted model, not a curated record. Lineage: Eukaryota; Metazoa; Chordata; Aves; Passeriformes; Passerellidae. The transcript is spliced from 24 exons. Gene Ontology annotation, molecular function: protein binding; calcium ion binding. The coding region runs from base 1 to 3072 and encodes 1023 amino acids.